Molecule: messenger RNA, 1558 nt
Organism: Mercenaria mercenaria
Lineage: Eukaryota; Metazoa; Mollusca; Bivalvia; Venerida; Veneridae
Exons: 2
Source: RefSeq, a predicted model, not a curated record
UAUUUGUGGAGGUGAUGCUUACUCCAGCAUAAUGGCAGAACCAAUGGACAUAUCAUCAGAUGAUAAAAGCUGUCCUAUCUGCGACGAACUUUUAAAGAAUGGAUCGCCCACAGUUGUGAUACGUGAAAAGGGAGCAAUUAACAUCAACAGAGCCAGUGCACAGAGAAAUUCGAAUAUAACCGUGAAAUCUGGUGAUUCAGUUCACAGAGACUGUAGAAGGGAUUUUAUAGACUUGAGAAAUGUAAAGACAGAUAAUAGUGGAUAUGCAUGUGACUCUUUGACAACAAGAUCCAGUUGUACAACUUUCGAUUUUAAAUCUAAUUGUUUCUUCUGCACUCACAAAUGUAAUAAAAUAUGUAGUGAAGUCCACAGAGUCGAACAAUUUAAUUUUACUGCAACUAUAAAAGAGUUAUGUAAUAUAAGAAAUGACUCGUGGGGUAAUGAGGUUCAUGCUAGGUUGGUAUCAGUCCUUGAUUUGCAGGCUGCUGAAGCAAUUUACCAUCAAGUGUGCAAUGUAAACUUUCGUACUUUUAAGCAGGUGCCUGACAGGUUUGCAAAAGAUGAAAAAAGCAAGAAAUCACCAGGAAGACCACAGUGUACAGAAUUGCUGGAAGGAUUUAAAGAUGUCAUUAACUGUAUCGAAAGCAAUGAAGGGGCAGCACUAUCAGUCAAAGAAUUAGUUCAAGUCAUGGAACAGACCUGUGGAGAGAGAGCCUACUCAAGUAAAUAUAUGAAAAAGAAAAUUAUUGAACAUUUUGGUGAUACAAUUACAUUUGUUUCUACGCAAGGCCAAAAAGAUAAAAUCAUUAUGAAACAUACCGCAUCUGAUAUCUUAAGCAAAUUCACAAAAGAAAACUUUGGACUCUCAGAGGCAGAACAAAAACGUAAAAUUAUUUCAACAGCUGCAAAACUUAUUAAGUCCGAUAUUGCUGCUGUAGAUGCAUCAAAAACAUUUUAUCCUUCUGUUGGUACUGCCCAGUCUGCAGAAAGGAACAGAAAGUUACUACCAGACACAUUAGAUUUUCUCCUGUCGUCAAUGUUUUCAGGAAAGGACACUGAGAUAAAGAUUGCAGCGAUUGGCCAGUCAAUUAUGCAAGCUUGUAGACCAAAGUCCUUAAUCGCACCAUUACAACUUGGUCUAGCAGUUCAGGUUCACCAUUUAUAUUCUUCAAGAUUUCUUGUAGAUGAACUUUACCAGAUGGGAUUUUCAUCUUCCUAUUCUGAGGUGCAACGUUUCCAAUCCAAUGCCGCUAUGUCAUUAAAUGCUGUAGUCGCAGGAUUUUUUCCAGGUCAGUUUCUUCAAUACGUUGCAGAUAAUGCAGACCACAAUGUAUAUACCUUAGAUGGCCAUGGAACAUUCCACGGUAUGGGUAUGGUUGCUUGCUCGUCACCAGGAUCAAAUGUUGAGUUACCAAUUCCGAGAGCAGAUAUGUCACUUACAGAUUUAUCUAGAAUAUCAAACAUUAAUAUCAAAUACUUCAAGGAUCCAGAUAAUGGUAUGUCCGACGAAUUUUAUUUUCGGGACAUAGGAUUUGGAACUGAAAUCUCAGAUACAUUG